AUGACCUCACAAUUGGUAAGAAAGCUUGGCAGCGCCUCUCGUUUUCCCUCCGAUCAUCCUUGGAUCACCAGAGCUGGGAGCUUCAAGAACAGUCAAGAACUGGAAGAAGAAGAACGAUUUGCGUUCCUCAUCAGAAAAUGUCCCAACAUGAGAGUGCUCCGGCAGCUUCACGCCCACAUUCUCACACGCCCACUUCCUCUUUCCACAUUUUCCUUUGCGCUUUCCAAAAUCACUGUCUUCUGUGCUCUUUCUCCGCUCGGCAACAUCGAUUAUGCCCGCUUAGUUUUCGCUCAAAUUUCUCGUCCCAGCAUUUUCUCUUGGAAUUCUCUGAUCAAGGGCUGUUCCAAGAUUCAAAACCCUUCCAAGGAACCGAUAGCUUUGUUCCAGAAGCUUACUGAAACAGGGUACCCUGUUCCGAACUCCUUCACUAUGGCUUUUGUUCUCAAGGCUUGUGCGAUUGUUACAGCGUUUGAAGAGGGCUUACAGGUUCAUUCCCGUGUUUUGAAAGAUGGGUUUGGUAGUAGUUCGUUUGUUCAAACUUCGUUGGUUAACUUUUAUGGGAAAUGUGAAGAGAUUGGUCUUGCCACUAAGGUGUUCGACGAAAUGCCUGACAGAAACUUGGUGGCCUGGACUGCGAUGAUUAGUGGGCAUGUGAGAGUUGGAGCAGUGGAUGAAGCUAUGGGGUUGUUUAGGGAGAUGCAGAAGGCCGGGGUUGAGCCGGAUGCGGUGACUCUAGUGAGUGUGGUUUCGGCUUGUGCUGCGGCGGGGGCCUUGGAUAUUGGCAGCUGGGUGCAUGCUUAUAUUGAGAAACAUUCUGUUUUGACCGAUCUCGAGCUUGGCACUGCACUUGUAGAUAUGUAUGCUAAAUGUGGAUGCAUUGAGAGGGCGAAGCAGGUCUUUGUUCAUAUGCCUGUGAGAGAUACAAGAGCUUGGAGCUCCAUGAUUAUGGGGUUUGCAUAUCAUGGACUUUCGGAGGAUGCCAUUGGCGUGUUUCGACAAAUGUUGGAAGCUGAGGUGAUGCCGGACCGUGUAACUUUCAUUGGCAUUUUAUCAGCAUGUGCUCACGGUGGAAUAGUCUCUGAAGGUCUAAGGUUUUGGUCACUCAUGCUUGAAUGUGGCAUUGAGCCAUCAGUUGAGCAUUAUGGUUGCAUAGUUGAUUUACUAUGCCGAACAGGUCUCGUUGAAGAAGCUUAUAGAAUCGUUACGACGACAAAUAUCCCGUCGAAUCCUGCAACUUGGCGGAGUUUGCUAAAGGGUUGUAAGAAGAAAAAGCUGUCGAAUCUAGGCGAGAUCGUCGCAAGGUAUCUUCUUCAACUAGAACCCUUAAAUGCAGAGAACUAUAUUGUGAUCUCAAAUUUAUAUUCUUCUGUUUCACAAUGGGAGAAGAUGAGUGAACUAAGAAAGGAGAUGAAGGAGAACGACGUAAAGCCAAUACCUGGUUGUAGCUCGAUCGAAGUCGAUGGCGUUGUACAUGAGUUUGAGAUGGGUGAUCAGUCCCAUCCAGAGGUGAAAAUAUUGAGGGAGUUUAUGGAAGAGAUGGCUAAGCGAGUGUGGGAUUCUGGGUAUAGACCUAGUGUUUCGGAUGUACUUCAUAAAGUCAUGUAUGAAGAGAAAGAAGGGGCUUUAGGUGAGCAUAGUGAGAGAUUUGCUAUUGCAUAUGGGCUACUAAAAACUAGAGCACCUGUUGUGAUUAGGGUAGUGAAGAAUCUGAGGGUAUGUGGAGAUUGCCAUGAAGUGAUUAAGAUAAUUAGUAAGAUUUAUGAAAGGGAAAUCAUUGUACGAGAUCGAGUUCGAUUCCAUAAGUUCGUCGAGGGUACUUGUUCUUGUAAGGAUUACUGGUGAAUAGUAUGCUUAUAUCUUUUCUCAUACAUUAUCUUUUUCCUUCCA
Molecule: messenger RNA, 1887 nt
Organism: Cucurbita moschata (crookneck pumpkin)
Lineage: Eukaryota; Viridiplantae; Streptophyta; Magnoliopsida; Cucurbitales; Cucurbitaceae
Product: pentatricopeptide repeat-containing protein At4g21065-like
Exons: 3
Coding region: 1-1842 (613 amino acids)
Biological process (GO): RNA modification
Molecular function (GO): zinc ion binding; RNA binding; protein binding
Source: RefSeq, a predicted model, not a curated record